AUGUCGCUGUCAACCGGGAACGCGUCCCUGUUUCACUUCUUCGGUGGUCUUGACCUUGAGGACCCUCCUCUGAAGGAAGAUGUGGUCUUCAAGACCUACAUGCCACUGAUCCGCGAGCUUGAGUCCGCAUGGCAGUCCAAAAGCAGUUACCCGCAGACUUGGAAUCUUGACGAGGCUUUCAAAGAAUUCGAGCAAGAAGAAGUCGAUGCUUGGGCGAGACUGGGAGUGGACCGAUCCGCUGAAUUUCUCGUUCUUCCAAGUGGAUCACUAGGUUCAGACCUUGCUUGUCAGUUGUUAAACCCGACCUUCUUUGUCCCCGAUCCGUACCUCCAGGUAAUGGACAACCCGGCUAGCCCCACGAUUCACCUGAUGCACCAAUGUGGGUUUUCUUCUGUGAAUUCUCUCGUGUUUGACUGUAUCUUUCGCCGCGAUACCUCGCAAAACCUUCUUGACUUCUGGACAGAAGAGGUCCGGAAGCCCCAUGAAGACUUUGUCAAGGUACUGCGCGACAACAUGGCGGCUGUUAUCGAGCUUUGCUGGGGAGUCGAGGUCUGGAGAGUCAUGGAAAGAAAUUACCGGUUGGUUCGCUUCCCCCUGUGGGGUCGUUAUGACAAGGUGCAGCUGUACCUUGAGAUGAACGAUAACAAGGUCAAACGCCUCGUCAUAAAGCUGCGGCAUCCACAGUUCUUCUGUCACAGACCUUGGGUUGCAAAGAACUGGACGGUUGAACAAGAUCGCUCUCUAGAAGUUGCAGCCAAGAUCGUCAGCCAGUACGAUCACUCGGCGAGAGUGCGCCAGCUGAUCGAAAGCUGGACCUUGAUCUUGAAAAACGCUCAAGAGGCGACCUCGGCCAAUUCCUCGGCCGAGAGUGAUGGCGUGGAGUGGCUGGACGAAACCACAUCCGCUGAAUGGGACGAGCCCGCUCCGGAAGUGAUGACCUGGCUUCAAGCCCAAGGUGGCUUAAAGAUAGCCAGAUCACCCAUCAAAGAUCGAGAUGGCUUGGAGAAGGCCUUUCGGCUUCUGCAUGGGUGGGAAGAAAAUCUCCCUUUUGGUUCCUAUGACUAUUGCGCCCUAGGAGACUUGGCCCUGGCAGUUGGAGCGCUAUAUGUUCAUCGAGUUUGCGGUCUUAGAAGCUCUGAGGAGGUCAAGGUCGGUCAUGUUUACAGUCAGAGGCGCUCUGGCGCUGUCGAUGCCCUGAUACAACCCGGUCUAUGCGGCCAGAUAAUGGAGCGCAAAUACUCUGUCUGUCACUCUGUUGUCCUUGAUGAUGCCUUCCCGCAAUUUGCUCGGAAGUCUCCUAAACAUUAUGUCGUCAGAACACUUGAGGGUCGAGGCUGUGGCCUUCCGCACUGCCGAGGAAGGGUUCAGCUUGCCCCGUUGGACGAUACCCAGCCCAGUAUAAGGGCCGUGAAGAAAGACUUAGAGAACCCUCCAGACUUCCGAGGCAGAAAGCCUCGCAAUGAGGUAUUCUACCGUUCUGGAGCGGAAGAGCUCGAGGGUCUUGCUCCCAUUGUCAAGGUCAAGUGCAAAGGAUGCGGACACAUCCAAGAGGAUACAACUCCUCGUUUCACCAGGGGUAAACCUGCCCGAUAUUGUAUCCCUCGCAGAACAUGCCAAAAGCCAGAUGGCUGUGGCAAAAAGGACCAAUAUCUCAAUCCUGUGGACAAGAUUCCCCAUAUUGGUCAGUCGAACUUGACCGAUAUGUGUACAAACUUCGAGAAUGAAGGAAUUGACGUGAGAAAACUUUUGGUGAGAAUUCCUUCCGCCUAUGAAGUGGUUUUUGAGUUGCAUCGACCCAUUUAUGAGCGUGCGAAAGACUUGAAAAGGCUUCUUGAAGACUUCGAAAACUCCGUUUGA
Molecule: messenger RNA, 1857 nt
Organism: Penicillium cosmopolitanum
Lineage: Eukaryota; Fungi; Ascomycota; Eurotiomycetes; Eurotiales; Aspergillaceae
Exons: 3
Coding region: 1-1857 (618 amino acids)
Source: RefSeq, a predicted model, not a curated record